Molecule: messenger RNA, 3274 nt
Organism: Trichoderma citrinoviride
Lineage: Eukaryota; Fungi; Ascomycota; Sordariomycetes; Hypocreales; Hypocreaceae
Product: calcium P-type ATPase-like protein
Exons: 5
Coding region: 203-3202 (999 amino acids)
Biological process (GO): calcium ion transmembrane transport; intracellular calcium ion homeostasis
Cellular component (GO): membrane
Molecular function (GO): ATP binding; ATP hydrolysis activity; P-type calcium transporter activity
Source: RefSeq, a predicted model, not a curated record
CCACGUGGAGCCUUGCGGGAGCCUUGACAAAUCUCCCAAGCUGGCAAUCCGCUGAACUGGCCUUGCCUUCUUCCACUCCCUCUCGAGAGUGACUUGAGACUUUGGGAAUAGCUUCGUCUUACCUACCUUGCUCAGGCACAUCGAUACCCGCGAUAAGGAUCCCAGAUCGUCGCCCCGCCGCUUUCGGCGCAACCCGCCAACCAUGGACAACGCCUACGCUCUCCCCAUCGACGCGGUGCUGGCCAACUUCGACGUCCGGGAGCACAGCGGCUUGACGGACAGUCAGGUUGAAGAGUUUCGGAAGAAACACGGCCGCAAUGCGAUCCCCGAAGAGCCUCCCACUCCCAUUUGGGAGUUGAUUCUCGAACAAUUCAAAGACCAACUCGUCAUCAUCCUGCUCGGUUCCGCCGUUGUUUCCUUCGUCCUCGCCCUGUUUGAAGACGAGGGCGGCUGGAGCGCAUUCGUCGAUCCCGCAGUGAUUCUCACGAUCCUCAUCCUCAACGCCGUCGUGGGCGUGUCCCAGGAAAGCAGUGCCGAAAAGGCCAUCGCCGCCCUUCAAGAGUACUCCGCCAACGAAGCCAACGUCGUCCGCAAUGGCGGACACGUAUCCCGAGUCAAGGCCGACGAGCUUGUUCCCGGCGACAUCGUGUCUGUUUCUGUCGGAGACCGCAUCCCCGCCGACUGCCGCAUCGUUUCCAUCGAGAGCAACAGCUUUGCAGUGGACCAGGCUAUCCUGACGGGAGAGAGCGAGAGCGUUGGGAAAGACCCUACCGCCGUCGUCGAUGACGACAAGGCUGUCUUGCAGGAUCAGGUGAACAUGCUCUUCUCGGGGACCACGGUUGUCACAGGACGAGCCAAGGCCAUUGUGGUCCUGACGGGCUCCAACACUGCCAUUGGCGAUAUCCACGAGAGCAUUACCGCCCAAAUUUCCGAACCCACUCCCCUGAAGCAGAAGCUCAACGAUUUUGGCGACAACCUGGCCAAGGUCAUUACUGUCAUCUGCAUCCUCGUCUGGCUCAUCAACAUCCCCAACUUCAACGAUCCCAGCCACGGCAGCUGGGCCAAGGGCGCCAUCUACUAUCUUAAGAUUGCCGUGUCCCUGGGCGUGGCUGCCAUUCCCGAGGGACUUGCGGUUGUCAUUACGACUUGUCUUGCUCUGGGCACCCGUAAGAUGGCGGCUAAGAACGCCGUUGUGCGAAGCCUGCCCUCCGUGGAAACUCUGGGAAGCUGCAGCGUCAUCUGCUCCGACAAGACGGGUACACUUACCACCAACCAGAUGAGCGUCAACAAGGUCGUCUAUCUCAACGAAGCCGGAACCGACCUGACCGAGCUCACCGUCGAGGGUACAACGUAUGCUCCCAAGGGUAACAUUCUGCUCAAUGGCCAGGUUGUCGAGGACCUUGCCACGACCUCACCUACGAUCCGCCAGAUGGCCGAGGUUGCCGCUCUCUGCAACGAUGCCAAGUUGGCCUAUGAUUCACGUACCGCUACCUUCUCCAGUGUCGGCGAGUCCACCGAGGGCGCCCUCCGAGUCCUUGCUGAGAAGAUCGGCCCUUGCGCCCCUGCUGGAACUGCUCUCGAAGACUGUGGACACUUUGCCAGCGCUGCGCAUGAGAAGAGGCUCCCCCGGCUCGCGACUUACGAGUUCUCCCGUGACCGGAAGAGCAUGUCGGUUGCCGUGCAAGACGGUUCGGCCAAGAAGCUGCUUGUCAAGGGAGCCCCUGAGUCGGUCAUUGAUCGCUGCACAAGCACCGUGAUUGGUGCCAACGGCAACCGUGUUCCCCUGACCGAAAAGCUCCGUGGCCUCCUGCUCAAGGAAGUCGUCGAAUAUGGUAACCAAGGCCUUCGCGUCAUUGCCCUGGCCAGCGUGGAUGAUAUCUCUCAGCACCCGUUGGCUGGAUCGGCCAAGACCACCGAACAGUAUGCACAGCUGGAGCAGAACAUGACCUUCCUCGGAUUGGUUGGCAUGCUGGAUCCCCCUCGCCCUGAAGUGCCCGCGGCCAUUAAGAAGUGCAAGGAGGCUGGUAUCCGCAUCAUUGUCAUCACCGGCGACAACCGCAACACGGCUGAGAGCAUCUGCCGACAGAUUGGUGUCUUUGGUCAGCAUGAGGACCUUGAAGGGAAGAGCUAUACCGGACGUGAAUUCGACAACCUCAGCCCCGGCGAGCAGCUGGAGGCGGCUAAGCGAGCCUCGCUGUUCUCUCGUGUUGAGCCCAGCCACAAGUCCAAGCUGGUUGACCUCCUGCAGUCUCUGGGCGAGGUUGUGGCCAUGACUGGUGACGGUGUCAACGAUGCCCCUGCUCUGAAGAAGGCCGACAUUGGUGUUGCCAUGGGUUCCGGAACCGACGUCUCCAAGCUGGCCGCCGACAUGGUGCUGGCUGACAGCAACUUUGCUACCAUUGAGGUGGCCAUCGAAGAGGGCCGCUCCAUCUACAACAACACGCAGCAGUUUAUCCGCUAUCUGAUCUCAUCCAACAUUGGCGAGGUGGUCUCCAUCUUUUUGACGGCGGCCCUUGGCAUGCCCGAGGCUCUGAUCCCCGUGCAGCUGCUCUGGGUCAACCUCGUGACCGACGGUCUUCCCGCCACGGCACUGUCCUUCAACCCCCCUGAUCACGGCAUCAUGAAGCGCCAGCCCCGUAGGAGAGACGAGCCCCUCAUUGGUGGAUGGCUGUUCCUGCGCUACCUGAUCAUUGGCACCUACGUCGGCCUCGCGACCGUUGCGGGUUACGCCUGGUGGUUCAUGUACAACCCCGAGGGCCCUCAGAUCAGCUUCCGCCAGCUCUCGAGCUUCCACCGCUGCUCGACCGAGUUCCCCGAGAUCGGAUGCGACAUGUUCAGCAACGACAUGGCCAAGUCGGCCUCGACGGUUUCGCUGUCGAUCCUGGUGGUGAUUGAGAUGUUCAACGCCAUGAACGCGCUGUCGUCCAGCGAGUCGCUGCUCACCCUCCCGCUGUGGAACAACAUGAUGCUCGUGUACGCCAUCGCCCUGUCCAUGGCCCUCCACUUUGUCCUCCUCUACACCCCGAUCCUGCAGACCCUGUUUGGCAUCCUGCCGCUGAAUGCGCUGGAAUGGAAGGCGGUCACCCUCAUCAGUCUGCCUGUCAUUCUUAUCGACGAGGUGCUCAAGAUUAUCGAGAGACAGUUUUUCAUGCAGCAGAAGCCGGCUGCUGCCAAGGCCAUCAAGGCAAAGAAGGAGGAAUAGAGGAGGGGGGGACAUUAGAGGGAUAUAUCACACAUAUACAUAUACACAAUGCAUACAGGUAUAUAGAGGAAA